Tripterygium wilfordii is the source of this 1161-nucleotide messenger RNA. Its product is annotated as reticulon-like protein B5. The record is from RefSeq and is a predicted model, not a curated record. Lineage: Eukaryota; Viridiplantae; Streptophyta; Magnoliopsida; Celastrales; Celastraceae. The transcript has 5 exons. Bases 122 to 880 code for a protein of 252 amino acids.
GAUCCCCAACCCAAAGGAGGAUCCAGUUAAACGUAGAACCCGCUGUUCACUUUGCAGUUCCUUCGUGUGGGGGUGUUUCUGCAUUUCUGGUUUUGGAUCGGAUUGUUAGGGUUCCAAUAGAAUGGCGGAGCACUCUGAAAACCCCAUCGAAUCGGUCAUUGAGAAGAUAAGCGAGAAGAUAUAUGAUCACGACUCGUCGUCGUCUUCGGACUCGGACUCAGACUCAGAGAAGCCGGCGUCUCCCUCUUCUGUGAAAGCCAAGAUUUACCGCUUGUUCGGGAGGGAGAAACCUGUCCACAUAGUUCUCGGGGGAGGAAAGCCCGCUGAUGUGUUCUUGUGGAGGAACAAGAAGAUCUCAGCCAGUACGCUUGGUGGAGCCACUGCAAUAUGGAUCCUUUUUGAAUUGAUUGAAUAUCACCUGCUUACUCUAGUCUGCCAUAUUCUGAUAUUUUUGCUUGCAAUUUUGUUCUUGUGGUCCAAUGCCCAUACUUUUAUCAACAAGACCCCUCCUCGCAUCCCCGAAGUUCAUCUUCCAGAGGAGCCAUUCUUCCAGGUUGCUUCUGCGUUGAGAAUUGAGAUAAAUUGGGCUUUUGCAACUUUGCGGGAUAUUGCAUCUGGAAAAGAUUUGAAGAAGUUUCUCAUUGUUAUAGCUGCCUUCUGGGUCCUGUCAAUUGUGGGAAGUUGGUGCAACUUCUUGACGUUGUUUUACAUCUCUUUUGUUUUGCUGCACACAGUACCUGUUCUGUAUGAGAAGUAUGAAGAUAAGGUCGAUCCAUUUGCAGAAAAGGCAAUGAAUGAGAUCAAAAAGCAGUAUGCAGUUUUUGAUGUCAAGGUUCUAAGUAAGAUUCCGAAAGUCCCAUUGAAAUCAAAGACCACUUAGAGAGUUAUGUAAUUCUUUCUCCCAGAAGACAUUUGGGUGGUCAACGGUUUCUGUAAGUGGUGAUAUCUUCGAAUAGCUAUUUUCAGUGUCUUCAAAUUAUAUUAGAUCAAAUUUGUUACAAUAUGGGUUUUGUUCCAAUGCUUGUCAGCAUGGAGAAUAGGGUGGUGUCCAAGGUGGUUUUGUCAAAUAUCAAACAUGAGCCAGUUUUUUGAGGGGUUCCAUGGUUGGUGCUCCUAAUAUUUGAAUUGAAUUUAAUCUGAGAUCAAAUUUAUGUUUGACAA